Molecule: messenger RNA, 6085 nt
Organism: Scleropages formosus (Asian bonytongue)
Lineage: Eukaryota; Metazoa; Chordata; Actinopteri; Osteoglossiformes; Osteoglossidae
Gene: tmem63a
Product: transmembrane protein 63A
Exons: 23
Coding region: 37-2604 (855 amino acids)
Cellular component (GO): plasma membrane
Molecular function (GO): calcium-activated cation channel activity; nucleic acid binding
Source: RefSeq, a predicted model, not a curated record
UGUCGGGCGAAACUUUUUUUUUUUCUUUUUUUUUUAAUGAGGAAAACUUCUCGUCCUGUCGCAGUGUCAGUUGGUCACUCAGUGCAGUGGUCACUUCUGGUGAAAGAAGAAGAAGAAGAAGAAGAAGAAAAAGAAGAAAAAAAGACGAAAAGGUCAAAGUCUUCAUGUUCGCACUUUUUCAGUGUGCUCACAGGUGUGCCCAUGGACUCUCUGUGGUUCCAGCUGGUGGAAAAUGGCACUGGACCCCAGAACAGCAACAGCUGCUUUAGCACCACAGAGGGGAACACAGUUUUGCAAGGCCUUGCUUUUGGUGGUGUCCCUGUUGUGCUGCUGCUCAACUUUGUCUUCUUUCUGGCACUGCUGGUAGUUUUUUCUGGCAUUAGGAAGAAACUGUGGGACUAUGGCAGGCUGGCACUGGUUGCUGAGAACAGAGAUGGUGGUAGGGUCUCUGGCCGAUCAGGUUCAAAACAUCACUACAGCCGCAUGUCAUCUAGUGCAUCCACUACUGAGGAGCAUGAUAAGGGAUUUUUCUCCUGGUUGCCCUUCGUCAUUGGAAUGGACAUGGACAUGAUCAGGGACAGGUGUGGCAUUGAUGCCACACAUUACUUGUCCUUCCAACGACACCUGAUCUUUCUGUUGUUCAUCAUCUGUGUGAUGUCUAUGGCUGUCAUCUUACCAGUCAAUUUGUCAGGGAAUCUACUGGGAAAUGACCCUUACAGUUUUGGAAGAACAACUAUUGGGAACCUUAAGGAAGGUGACAAGCUGUUGUGGCUGCACACCGUGUUUGCUGUGUUGUACUUGAUCUUUACUAUUUUAGUAUUGAGACACCAUACCUCCCAAAUGAAGGAUGUACACAGCGACAUAGCCAGAACUACUUUGUUUGUAUGUGGUAUACCCAAAGAAGCUAGCAAGGAAAGAAUUGAAACGCACUUCAGUGAAGCAUACCCCACCUGUAACGUGCUUGAGGUGCAUCUGUGCUAUGAUGUAGCCAAGUUGAUCCAGCAUUUUCAGGAGAGGAAGCGUGUGGAAAGGAACCUGCAGUACUACAAGAAGAUCCUGGAAUGCGAGGGCAAACGGGAGACCAUUAAUCCCCGUCUCUGUGGAUAUAUAUGCUGUUGCGCAGUAAGCGGCUGCGAAGAGGUGGAUGCCAUUGAUUACUACAGCUCCCAGAAGUCCUGCCUACAGGAGGAUGAGGAACGAUUGAGGCAACUGGUGCCACAGCACCCCCUAGGGAUGGCCUUUGUGACACUGACUUCUGAGAGCAUGGCCAGUUUCAUCUUAAAGGACUUUAAUGCCCUGGACUGUAACGGAGGUGUUGUGUCAGGGGAUGAAGUUAGCAAGCCAGUCAGAUGUGGGUGUAGCCGGGAACCUCAGCCAUCUGCAGACAGUGCCGCAUUAAGAGUUAAUAAGUGGGAAGUCAGCUAUGCCCCUCAUCCAAACAACAUUUACUGGGAGAACCUCUCACUUCAGACUGCCAUUUGGUGGAUACGAUGUCUGGGGUUCAACUUUGUUCUCUUCAUACUCCUGUUCUUCCUCACCACUCCAUCAAUAAUCAUCACCACCAUGGAUAAGUUCAAUGUUACAAAGCCCAUCUACUAUCUCAAUAGUGCAGUGAUCAGCCAGUUCCUUCCCACUUUGCUUUUGUGGUCUUUCUCUGCACUGCUGCCUACAAUAGUCUAUUACUCCACACUGGCAGAGUCUCACUGGACCAGGUCAAGUGAGAAUAUAUCUAUGAUGCACAAACUCUACAUCUUCCUCCUCUUUAUGGUGUUGAUUUUGCCCUCAUUGGGCCUUACCAGUUUAGAUGUCUUCUUUAGAUGGCUAUUUGAUACCAAAUUUUUGUCACAAGGAAAACUCAGGUUUGAGUGUGUGUUCCUCCCAGACCAAGGGGCGUUCUUUGUGAACUAUGUGAUAGCUGCGGCACUGGUGGGCUCUGGGUUGGAGCUGUUACGAUUGCCUGGUCUCCUGCUCUACACAGUCCGAAUGGCACUGGCCCGCUCCGCUGCAGAGAGGAAAUAUAUCAAGCAGAAUCAGGCCUAUGAGUUUGAGUAUGGAGCCAUGUAUGGCUGGACUCUGUGCGUCUUCACUGUCAUCAUGGCCUACAGCAUCACUUGCCCUGUCAUUGUUCCGUUUGGCAUCCUGUACAUGAUGCUGAAACACUUGGUGGACAAACACAACCUGUUCUUUGCCUACCUGCCAGCCUGCCUAGACAGACAGGUGCAUAUGGGUGCGGUUACCCAGGCCUGGACUGCUCCCAUCCUGUGUCUGCUCUGGCUUUACUUCUUCUCUGUUAUUAGAACAGGUUUCAAGGCUGAAACGUCACUUUUCACUUUUGUGGUUCUGUGUGUGACUGUGGGUGUGUCCAUUGCCUACUCUUGUUUUGGGCACUUUAAAUACCUUAGUCCACACAGCUACAAUAAGGACAGUGCUGAGAUCAGCGAUGGGGUUUCAGUGGGUUCCGUGGGCUCGGUCUACCUUCCCAAAGUGCUGCAGGCCUCCUGCCCCACAGAGUCCCAUCAGGAAUUCAAGCAUGAGUCAUAUGGAGCUCUGGGGAGCACCCCAGCUGCAAUCAUUUCUGAACAGGGGAAGGACUCCCAAAUCUAGCUGUGCCAGUUAUAAUCCAGAACUGUGGAAUACUCAGGAAAAAUCAGUCUUCCAGACUGGCUGAAAUCCAAUAGAACUGCUAGAGGGCACUAGUGGGCCAAAUCAAAUCCGAUACACCCAUGCCAAAGUCUGAGAGCAGGGAUUUGUCAAGAAUAGCACAGGUCUGACCCAUUUCCUUAUUUUUGUCUGUUACUGUUUAAACAUAAGAAACUGUGUAUGGAUAGCACUGUGCUGCAGUAAGUAUUCCUGGUUCCUCAUAUUUCUUGUGCUAUGAGUUAGUGUGGCUCAGUCUGUGUUUGCAUGAUCUUUACAUGUUCACUUGACUUUCCUUUGGCGGCUUUGCUUUUUUACACUCCAAAGGUGUGUUUCAGAUGCACUGGUGACACUAAAUUGCCCUUAGUGCGUGUUUGUGUAAUAAAAUGAGUGCGAUUGCCCUUUGGUGGGCUGGUGUCCCAUCUAGGUUGUUCCCUUCUCAAUGCCCAAUUGGUUUUGGGGUAGAUUCUAGGCCACCAUGACCCAAAUUGCACAAAAUGUUGUUGAUGGUGAUAAAUUAAUAAAACUGCACACAGACCAGCUAGACUCUUCUUCCUCUGCAUCAACAGAUAACCCAUAUUGCAUCCAAUUAGUGGAACCUGUUAACUUUCUUGCCUUAGCCCUCUUACUUCCUAACCCUAACAACUGCUCAGAUCUGAGUGCCUCACAGUUUGUCACAUAGACUGUGGGGCAGACUGUAUACUGUAAAACCAUUUCAAAGUUACUACAGAAUAGUACUAAUGAAGGUAUCAUAUUUACAUAUGUAUUUUUUUUAAUACUAAAAAAAGACUUGCAUAAUUAAACUAGGAAUCUAUACCUAGAUGUUAAAAGCUAAAUAGUUUAAAGCUCCACAUUUUGAAUUCAGUUAAUUUUAAAUCAUCCACAUGCAGUGAGCCCCCCCCCCCCCUUCCUCAACAGUGGUUGAUUUUGGUUUAAAUCAAUCAAUAUAACAUGCCACCAAAAAUGUUGCUAUCCAAAAGCAAAUAAAUGGUUAUGUGUUUUAGAUGUGUCUAAGUGUUUAAGUCUGGGACACUUAUGUUUUGAAGGUGUUAGAAAUUAAGCAAGGCUGGACAGAUGACAUUCUUGCUAUUUACAUGAGUUCCAUAUGUUGAGUUGAUGAAUUUUUCCAAAGGCUGCAAUCACCCAUUUCUACAACUGUUUCCAUUUCUUCUAUACAUUUGCCAACUCUUCAUGUUAACAAGUACUUAAGUGAGUGGAGUCCAACAGAAUGUAUAGAAGUUCAGAGCGGUAAGAAUAGAUUAAAAACUAGGGAUUGCACUGCAUCCAGUGUUAGAAUAUUAUUUUGAUACCUUGAAACAAAAAGUCAUGUUAGAAAUAUAAAUAUAUAAAUAGUUAACACUGUUUUAAAGAUAUGGGUAUAUCAACUGAAAAUUCAGGAAACUGAAGGUAGGUAACACUUUCACUAAAUAUACUUAUUUUUAUACCUUAGUGUUCAUUUUUGUCACAUUUUAUAAUGGUAGCUUUUAAAAAAAUUCCCCCCCCCCCCUUACAGAUAGCUUUGAAAUGAGGUCUGUACAGGCUUAUCUUGCAUAACAGAUGGUCACAAGUGCAAGAAUUUGCCCAUGUCAUUGGUAUUGUAAAAUCACCAUAAUGAGCUAUCAUCCUACACAAGCAACACAUUACAGCAAAAUUUUCUGCUUCCUCCUGAAGUGUUGUGGCUUCUGCAUAUUUCAUUUGUAACUUGUGUAUUCAUUGGUUAAGUAUCUCUCAGAAAUCCCAUAACUUUUUUAACGAUAGUGUAAAAAAACCUGCGUAUCAUAGUGAGCUUUAGAGCAAAAAAGUUCUGAAGAAACUGCUAAAUAAGGAUGGAAAGGCAAAGGAAACCCUUGCCUAUUUGAAUUUUGAAGUGAUGACAUGCAUGGUGUUUUCUUGAAAGGCAAUAUUACUCAAUUACCUGUUUGAUUUACUAUUCUUUUAUAGCAAGUUAGGAGGAGCUCAACAAAAGGUGGCUACAAGCAUGAUUACACUAAUGGAGAAAUGCCUGUUAAUAUAGUUAUUUUAUAUAGAACAUUUCAAAGCAGAAUUUUACAAUAAAUGAAGAUAGGGGUUACAACCUGAAAGAAAUUUGUCAUAAAUAUCAAUAUUUAAAAAAAAAAAAAAAAAAACAGAAAAAGAACAACACAAUUCCUCUGUCAAAUGCAAGGUUGUGAUGGUCCAGAGCAUAUCCAGGCAGCAGAGUGUGAAGUGGUUACUCACAUUAAGAGCAAUUUAGAGUCACCAAUCCACCUGAAAUGCAUCUUCUGGACUGGGGGAGGAAACAAAAGCACCUGAAGGAAACCCACAUGAACACAGAAAAUAUGAGGCACCAGCACCUGUGUUGCUUAAGUGAUUUUUGAGCAUGUGGGUGUGAAGUCUGAAUUAAAAUAUGUCCCGAGUAGUUCUGGACUUGGUUUUGAAUUAAAUUUUCAGCAUCUUUUAAAGACAAGAUUUUUGCAUGUUGACCUGAAAAGGGUAGACCUUUGUGCCAUGGGAAUGUCUUCUUUAUCUGUUCCACUGAAAUGAAUGCAACUAGGAGUUUGUUACAGGAGAAUCCACACUACAUGGAGACUUUAGGGAAUGGAUUACAGUACUAUCCUCUUGGGUCGGAAGCCUGUAUUUUCAUUCCAACCUCUGCUGUUAGGUACACCCAACUUUUCCACUAGGGGGCACUGCAGUAUUUGGGCCAAGAACCUACAUCCAACAGUUGCUGUAGCCACGUAGUCUCAGCGGGGGAAACCAUGUUGCUUCAGGUACCUUUUUCAUGAACUGACUUUAAACCUGUGUAACAUUUCUUGAAAUGAAGGCUGCAUAAAAUUCCUGGUUCCCCCACAGCUUAAUUACUAAAUGAAUGACUCCCACAGUUGUGUGUUGUAGUUUGCUACCGGGAAGGCGUUAAUUAAUUGAGAGGCCCUGCUGACUCAGGGAAGGGAGUAUGUCCUCGCUUUGAUGAAAGGUGCAGAUGUGGUUUUCUUCGGAGCACGAACGGGUAGCAUCUCAGAUGAGAGAGGAGCAUUAUGGGGUCUGAAAGGUUCACUCAGGGAUGGUGUCGAGGGGAAUCUGAAAUCCCAUAGCAGUCUCUUUGAAAGUCCCUCAGAAUAUGGGGGAAAAAAACCUUUUUUUUCCCUUUGUUAUUUCCCAUUUAUUACCUGCCGUAUGUACACAAUUCCAUCCUUAUGGUUUUUCACAUCAUCUUCCUGUUGUCUGUGAUUCCUGACCAGUAACAUGGCCGAAAUUGACCAAAGCAGAUAAAACUCUGUGGGUUAUUGUGUAGAAAGUGUUUCUGUGAAAGGGAAAACCUGUCUGACCAGCAGGGCUGUGUGAAACUCAUUCAUUCAGCAGCGCCAUACAAUAUUUUGCAUUAUCUUCCACAACUGAACAGUGACUGUAGGGAACCGAAAGCACAAAUGAAUACUGUUAAUUAUACCCCGCAAACAACAGAUUCUACAGA